AUGACCGUUAUGGACACAGAUCCAAACGACAACGCUUCCUCUUUUCACGACCCUCUCUUUCCAUGGCUACUGUCGAUAAAAAACGCACUUGAUAGUAGCAUCUCUAGUGUGGAACUAAAAAAGAUUUUAUUAGACUGUAUUGGGACUUUCAAGCACAAUCCAAAGUAUAAAAAUGAUCCCAGAUUUCUCAAGAUUUGGCUUCUCUAUUUGGAAGGCAGUGAUGACUUUGAAAGUGUUUUUAAAGAAAUGGAGGAGAACAAUAUAUGCAGAAACAAUUCUUUGCUCUAUGAACUGUAUGCGGGAUUUCUUGAAGCAAAAGAGAAUUGGAAGGAAGCAUAUAUGGUUUAUCAAACUGGCAUUUUAAGGAAAGCAGAACCUCUUGAGAGGUUGAAGCGUGCACAAGUUUUGUUUCUUGACAGAUUGUCUUACAGGAUAAAUGCUUCUUUAAUUCAAAAGACUGAUUACAAUAAAUCCAUAGAGAUGGAAAAAAAUUGUAUUAAUCCAUGGUCAGCCUCCACCAUGAAAGAGUUGUUGGAGAGGAUAAAUCCUCAAAUCAUGAAAUAUGCUGGAUACCAUCCAAGUAAAAAAGCAUACUCUGGAGACGUGGGUUUAUCUUCUCUACAGAAUUUAUCAAGGAAUAAGAUUAUUAAAAUAGGUGGAAAGAAGUACGAGAUCAAAGGUUGUCCUGUUAAAGGUGGGUUUGCUCAAGUAUAUAAAGCAUAUGUCAACAGCAAUCCAGAUGAUGUUGUUGCAUUAAAGAUACAAAGGCCUCCUUUUCCUUGGGAAUUCCACAUGUACCGUCAACUUGAUCAACGGAUCCCAGACAAUCAAAGGUCAAGCUUCGGAUACGCACAUAGAGUGCAUUUGUUCUCCGAUUAUAGUAUACUUGUCUGUGACCAUCUAUCUCACGAGACACUUCAGGAUGUCAUAAAUUCUUAUGUGGUUCCUGGCAAGCCCAUGGACGAAGUGUUAUGUAUUUAUUACACCAUAGAGAUGCUGCACAUGCUGGAAACCUUGCAUGGAGUUGGCAUAAUCCAUGGUGACUUCAAGCCUGAUAAUCUGCUCGUUUGCUAUUCCAGGAGCAAUCUGACAGAAGAUGGGUUUAAAGACCGAAGUGGCCCUUGGAGAGAUCAGGGUCUUUGCCUUGUUGACUGGGGGAGGGGGAUAGACCUGCAUCUCUUUCCUGAUGGUACAGAAUUUGAGGGAGAUUGUCGGACUUCAGGAUUUCGUUGCGUUGAAAUGCAAGAGAAGAAGCCAUGGACAUUUCAGGUUGACACGUACGGCCUCUGUGUUAUAAUUCAUAUGAUGCUGCACCAUUCUUACAUGGAGAUUGUAAAGAAAGGAACAUCUGAUGGUGGCUACAUGUAUCAGCCGAAGGCUCCUUUCAAAAGAUAUUGGAAUGAUUUGUGGAAGGAUCUCUUCACAAAGCUGCUUAACAAUAACUGCAGCAAUGACUCUGAGUUGCUGAGGAACUUGAGAAAGAGCUUUGAGGAUCACUUGCACUCUGAUGAUAAACAUAUAAAGAAACUAAAGGAGUUGCUGGCUAAGCAAAGGCUCCUUUUCUGUUCUGCUUAG
Dovyalis caffra is the source of this 1575-nucleotide messenger RNA. Lineage: Eukaryota; Viridiplantae; Streptophyta; Magnoliopsida; Malpighiales; Salicaceae. The record is from the annotation of a GenBank genome assembly.